Leptopilina boulardi is the source of this 5605-nucleotide messenger RNA. RefSeq lists its product as uncharacterized. Lineage: Eukaryota; Metazoa; Arthropoda; Insecta; Hymenoptera; Figitidae. The record is from RefSeq and is a predicted model, not a curated record. The transcript is spliced from 5 exons. The coding region runs from base 221 to 4549 and encodes 1442 amino acids.
ACGAGGUUUACACGCAUCUGGAUCUAUUACAACAUGUAAACAACAAUUUGAAUCUUUUUCCCAUAUAACUGUCAAAUAAAUGAGAAAUUUGCAAUUGUGAAAGUGAAUCAAAUGAUGUUCCGUGUAUAGUAAUAAAUCCUUUAUUUCAUUCGAUUUUAUUUCCAUGACAGGUGUGUCAAACAUGUAAAAAGGACUUGGAGGGUCAAUUGCGUCUCAAAACAUGGAAUACGACUCGGAAUCAAGUUAUGAGGGUCGUUUACGAGAUUUAGAAGCAUCUGAAGAAAUUCCUAGUCGUCAUCGUAGUCAACAAAAUGAACAGUCACAACGUAUCGUGGAAUCUACUUCCUGGCAUCCCCUUGAGAAUGCUACCUCACAACCUAAAGUACCUUUUGGAAUUGUCAACAGGUCACUUUCAUCACAGGUAAUGGAAUAUUAUCGCAAAUACUCACACAACACAAAUUUGGAACAAUAUUUCUCAGUGCCUGGUUCAAGUGCAACUUCUGAAGAAAUAAAAUACUAUUACAGUCUUUAUGAAAUAAAUCCAAAAUUGAGUGGCGACAAUUUACAAACAAAAGAUUUUAAUUUAAAAUCUUGUGUUCCAAAAGAAAGACGUCGAUGGGUGAGACCUCCACUCAUUGGUCAAUCAUCAGGAAACGAUGCUACAUCUGGAAUGUACGUUCGUCCCCUAGCAGAUCCACAAUCAUCAACAUCAUCAUCACCUCCUCCUCCUCCACCUUCACACGAUAUAAAUCGAAUUACACCGGAAACAAUUCUCGAAGAAAGAAAUGAAUGUCAAGAAACACCACCAGACAUCAUAGAGCGAAAAGUUCCAUCGCCAACGUCAAGUGUCACAUCCCAUAAACCCCUAGAGUGGGAUAGUGGAGCGGACGUUGGCUAUUUUCCCAACACACCAAAUAAUAAGCAAGAUAAUAAAAAAUUAAGUACAAUUGAAAGAAUGGCAUUGGCAAGAGGUUGUUCAGCAGCAUUGAGACUCGAUCCCGAAGGUACAACUGAAUCCGGUAAAAUACAAUCAGGCAGACAAUCAUCAAAAUCAAUGAUGAUGAUGAUGAUGAAACCCGAUGCAAAUUCAACGGCAAUUGUUGAAAAUAUUUCUGGUUCCGAGAGUGAAAUUGAAAUAACACCAAUUGUCAAAAAUCAUUUACCCGGAGUGAUAACCGGUAAUGAUAUUAAAUCCGAUGAGAAAAAAAAAACAAAAGAAAAUCCUCAAAUUUCCAUUGAAUCAAUUUGUGAAACACCAAAAACCUCGGGAUUAUUUAAAAUGCCCCUAGGUUCACCGGUGAAAUCACGUAAACAAAAUCCUAUAAAUUUUCAAUUGUCACCAUUAAAAAAAAGUAGUUCCAUGAAUAUUAUUGCAAUGCCAGGUGCAAAAGUGCCUUUAAAAAGAAGUCAAAGUGAUUUAAAUCUUCACGCUGGUGAUAAAAAUAAAGCGCUACCACGAUUAAUAUUCAAUUCCACAUCAUCCAUAGCGACGGUUGUUAAUAAACCAAUAACUUGCGAUAAAUUAAUUCAAACAACAUUGAAAAAUUGUUCUCAAGAAUCAGUGGGUAUUCAAGUUUCAGUUGUCGAUGAAGAGAAACCACCGUUACCAAAGAGAGGGACAAGUUUAAAUAAAAAAUUGCAAUCAAUUUUGAAAAAUUCCCAAAACACCUAUAAAGUGCCACUAAAACGAAAUGAAUUAAAAUCAAAUACCGAGGGUGAAACACAAAGUACAACAGAAACGGAAAGUGAUUCAUCGGCAGCAACACCACAACUUGAAUCUAUUGAUAAUGUUCCAGGUCGUGCAAAUAGUUUUGAAUAUUUUCCAGGUCAUAUUUAUGAAAAUGUUCCCAAUGGCAGUGGUGCGAGUCAUGUUUCUUCGAUCAGUACAGGAAGAUCAAAUUCGACAAUGCCGAAUACAAGUUCAAGUAUUGACGAGAAACUUUGGGGUGAAUCGGACAGUUUGGUUCGCGAUCUAGAGCGAAGUGUUAAUAUUCUCAAAAGUCUCGUUGACGCAAACAAAUGUGACAAAACAGUGAAAAAACGUCUAAUACAUCACGUUGUGAAAAGACUCGUUACUGCCAAAUACAAAGACGAUAAAAUUGAACACAAUCUCGAGGAGAAUGUCCCAUGGAAUCCGGAUGAUGCACGUAAAAAAGUAUAUCGUGCCGAAAUUAUUCAAGCACUCGCCAAAAAACAAAAUACCACCGAUUCAUCGGACGAUUGGAAAUUUCAAAGAGUAAAAACAAAAAAAGCCACGGAAAGUGUAACACGUGCUUUAAAAGAAAUGAUAAAUGAGAGUAGUAAUAGUGAAAAAUUCGAUCGCAAUACCGAUAGAACGGAAAUGGAUGGAAGAAAAGCAAGAAUGGGUUUAAGAGCCGAUGAUUGUGAUCGCAGUACAAAUACACCGACGGAUCAUAAUAAAAGCGAAAGUUCCGAGUGUUUUAUGCCGCAGAGAAAUUAUAAAAAAAUAACAUCGAAAAAUAUGUUCAUGAAGAAAAAAAAAUGUGAGACAACAACCAGUAAUAGUUCACCGGCUGAUCAAAAUCGUGCAACUAAUGAAGAAGAAGAAGAAGAGGAUGAUGAUGAGGAGGAGGAACAAGAGACAAACAAUCAUGAUUGGCGAUUACCAACAACAAUUUCCGAAAGAAAUUUUGAAUUACGACGAUGCAGUAAUUCCGAUUCAGCCGAUUCGAAACUUGUCAGUUACGCCGAAAUGGAAAAGAAGAAUCAAUUAAUUUGGAUAACAAACGAAAUAAGUCAUCUUUCGAAUUUAAAAAAAUUAUUAGAACAACCGAAAAAAUUGGAACGUGUGAAAAAAAUUUACAAAACAAGACACUGCAUUCAUGAAAAUACAAAAUCAAAUUCCCUAGACUCAAAUUCAUUGGAAAAUUGGUCAUCUCAUUGUAAUUUAGCAUCAUGUCACAAUAAAAAUAAAAAACGAAAUAGUUUCACUCAAACUGCCACUGAAAUAUCAAAUGCACAUUCAAAAACAAGUGGAAUAAUCACUAUUGAAUAUCAAAAUCAACCGGUAAAAUUAGUCAACAUUGGUCUUCAAACCAAUUGUCCGGUUUAUCAAACUUGUCAGAAAUGUUCGAAUGAAAAAAAAUAUUCAUCAUUUUAUAGAAAAAAUAAUACAAGACCAGUGAUUACAAUUCCUUUAACAUCGAGUCCAACAAAUAAUAUUUGUGCCGAUUUUGCUCGUUUAAAUUUACCACGUAAUCAAGAGGAUGAUGAAAAUAAUUCCAAGCAAAAAGAUACGAAAAAUCAUUUAAAUGCAUCGAGAUCGAAAUUUAUUUGUGACUGUAGUCAAAAUUGUCGAUGUCAAUUCAAAUCAGAUGACGAUGAAAAACCAAUGAAAUGUAAAAAACAUUAUUGUAUAUCGUGUAGUAGAAAAAUUGAAUUACAUUCUCGAUGUGAUGAAUGUGAAAUUAAUAAAAUUCACCAUCAGUCAGGUGAAUCAUAUUCAAGCGAUAAAUCCGAAUCGAUAUUUUAUCAAGGAAUUCAUCCUGAAAAUGGAUCAUCAUUUCAAAGUCAGACAAAAGCGAAAUAUUUGGAAAAUAGUGAAAGUGGAAAAAAAACAAAUUGUCAACAUUGUUGCGAUGAGAAAAAGGAGAAACAAGAAAUUUCCAAUGGUUAUGAAUGUCGAGUGGAAUUAUUGCAACGUAAAGAACAAACGAGACAACCAUAUUAUUUAACAAAUGAGGAGAAAAAAUCAUCUCGACAAUUUAUUGAACAAAAUAAUUUUAAAUGUAGAUGUGAAAAGGAUUGUGUAUGUUCGAAUAAAUUAAAGGAUAAUGAUGAAAGAUUAAGUGUUCAAAAAUAUAGUACACGAAGAGAAUAUAGUAAUAAAAAUGAUGAAAGACUGAAAAGUGGGGAGAAAAAUUGUAAAUGUUGUCGUACUUGUGGUAAAACAUAUCAAAAAAAUCGAAAAUGCGAUUGUACAAUUAAUUAUCCAAAAUCCGUGGCUUAUGAAUUAACAUUUAUGGAUGAAAAUAAAGACAAGAAAAAUGUUUCAAAAUCGGAAAAUGAGGAAAUUAAGGGAUUAGGAAAAGCGUCGUCUUCGAAUUCAUUUACUGCUAGAUCGGGAACUUGUUCCUGUGAGGAUAGUAAACAAUAUUUCACACAGAAUAAGGAGAAGAAAAUUACACUUCAAGAGUGUUUGGCAUCGAACAAGCCUCGUUUUCUUGAUAAUAUCGAGACACGUCAACAGUAUUUAAAUGAAAUUUCUCAUCUACGCGAAAUGAAAAAAGAAAAACGUGUACAAUUAUUAGCCAUGGCCAGUUCUUCCAGUCUUCUAAAACCAACAAAAUCAACAAAGUCCACAAGUCAUGUACAAAGGAAACUGACGACGGCAGAUAUGAAAGAAAGAUUACGUAGAAGAUACAUGAGGCUAAGUGAAGUACGUUCAAAACGAAGACAACUGGAGAAACAAGAAGAAUUUCGACGCAAUAAUUUGAUGGCCAAAAUAUAUGGUAAAAAACUGCAACAAAAAGUUUUACAGGGCCAAGUAGAUUUGUCGCAAAGUGUAAGCGUUAUUUCAAAUCUUUAAUACUAGUAGUAGUAGUAGUAGAAGUAGUAGUAUAAAUAUUUAUUAUAUAUUAUAUAUAUUCUAGAAAAAAAUGCCUUGAGUGAACAAAAUUUUAUUUGCAACGACGAAUUAUUCGGAAUUUAUUUAUUAUACAAAAAUUUUUCAAAUUCGAUGUAUUCGUCAUUGCCUGUGUAAUUUUGACUAUUUUUAUAAAGUAUUUAAUGUUUGAAAAAAAAAUCUCUUCUAAACAAUUAGUAUUAUCUGCAAAAAAGAAAGUCUUUAGGAGAUUAUUCCAAGAAUAUAGUAUGUUUAUAGAAUGAAAAAAAAAAUGACUAAUCAAUUUCCUGGUCAAUUACACGCUGUUAAAAUAAUCUUUAUGUAUAAAUAUCGGACCAGUGACUUUGAACAAUACGCAAAACACCUUUAAAUUAUCUCCAUGAUCUGUAUUAUUAUCAACUGGAGUAUAAUUAUAGUUACAAGUAUUGGCGAGAUUUCACUUCGCAAAUUAUAAUGUACAUAGAAGAUUAGAAUUUGUUUAUGAACCUCCAAGUUCAAAGAUAUUAAAAAGAAAAAAGAGUACAAUUUGUAUGAGAUUAUAAAAUUCGAAAAAUCGAAUUCCAAGUAUUAAAAAAAAAAAAAAUGUUCUCUCUAUUUACGAGUAUUUUACAAAUUUUGUCAAUUUAGAUUUAUAUUUUCAAUAAUUUUUUUCUGUAGAAUAUUUGCAAGCAAUUUUUUUUUUUUUUUUUUUUUUUUUUUGAAAUAAUAAAUUAAAAUCACCCGGUGAAUAGAAUUUGUUCAAUGACUUUAUUGAGUAAUUAUUUGAUAUUAAGAGAAAAAAAAUGUAGUACAUAGUUUAUAAUUAUGUGAAAUUGAAAAAUAUUCAAUAAUAGAAGACAGUAGUUUAGUACCUGAGAAAAUAAUAUUUUUUUUUUACCUAAUUUAAACAUUAAAGUUUAUUUAAUUUUAAGUUUCUCAAUCUCUGAAUGAAUCAUUUUAUACUGUAGAAAUUUAGCAAUUUUUUCGUGUUCUUUUUUCACUAAGCAACAAAAUACAAUUGAAUAAAAGAGAAUAUUUGUA